Molecule: messenger RNA, 4265 nt
Organism: Branchiostoma floridae (Florida lancelet)
Lineage: Eukaryota; Metazoa; Chordata; Leptocardii; Amphioxiformes; Branchiostomatidae
Product: calcium-transporting ATPase type 2C member 1-like
Exons: 27
Coding region: 165-3053 (962 amino acids)
Biological process (GO): calcium ion transmembrane transport; intracellular calcium ion homeostasis; manganese ion transport
Cellular component (GO): endoplasmic reticulum; plasma membrane; Golgi membrane
Molecular function (GO): ATP hydrolysis activity; ATP binding; P-type calcium transporter activity
Source: RefSeq, a predicted model, not a curated record
CACAUGCGUGGCCUGCCAUAGCUGAGUCAAAGGUUGAUAUCGAUAUCGGCACGUACACAUUGUCAUGAUACUAGGAAUUUGAUCCCGUUUGCCGACGUUUUUGGACAUCAGGACGAUGCAUAAACCCCUUCUGACCAUCGUAUGUCAACUUCAACACCACCAAGAUGGCGACUAUGAACCGAAACAGUUCUGAGGGCGAGCCAUGUCCCAAACAACAGGGAGAAUCUGACGUCUCCGACAGCCAGAAUUCCAAGCAAGAUGCUGUUGAAAUCCAUCUUCACAAUAAGGUCAUCUUAAUGCACCCCGAGAUGGCUGUCAGGACCAUCAAGUCUGCGGAUGCUGCGCAGAUGUCUGCGGAGGAUGUCCAGUACACCCUCGGAGCGGACUUUCACCGCGGCCUGACCAAUGAGGAGGCUGCCAGAAGACGGCAGAUUCAUGGUCAUAACGACUUUGAGAUUAACGAUGAUGAGCCGCUAUGGAAGAAAUAUCUUGGACAGUUCAAAGACCCACUGAUCAUGCUGUUGCUUGCUUCGGCGUUCAUCUCCAUUUGUAUGAGACAGUUUGAUGAUGCUGUCAGUAUCACAGUGGCAAUCAUCAUUGUAGUAACAGUUGCCUUUGUACAGGAAUACCGGUCAGAAAAAUCACUGGAGGAGCUGACCAAAUUGAUGCCACCAUCUUGUCAUUGUGUGCGGGAAACGAAACUCAAAGUGUUUUUGGCACGCGACCUGGUUCCUGGCGACACUGUGCAUCUCUCAGUGGGAGACAGGGUACCUGCCGAUGUCAGAUUAUUUGAAGCUGUAGACCUGCAGAUAGAUGAGUCAAGUUUUACAGGAGAGACGGAGCCAAGCACCAAGUUCACAUUCCCACAGAAACUGGCUGGUAACUCAGGCGUGGCGAACAAGAAGAACAUUGCCUUCAUGGGGACACUUGUAAGGUGUGGGAGGGGAAAGGGAAUAGUUAUAGGAACUGGGGAGAACUCAGAAUUUGGGGAAAUCUUUAAGAUGAUGCAGGGAGAAGAGGCUCCAAAGACACCUCUUCAGAAGAACAUGGGUUUACUGGGAAAGCAGUUGUCCUUCUAUUCCUUCUGUAUCAUUGGUUUGAUCAUGCUGCUUGGCUGGCUCCAGGGCAGAAAGAUGUUGGACAUGUUUACAGUGGGAGUCAGUUUGGCAGUAGCUGCUAUACCUGAAGGCCUGCCAAUUGUGGUCACAGUCACACUGGCACUGGGAGUCAUGCGUAUGGCCAAGAGAAAUGCCAUCGUCAAGAAACUGCCUAUUGUGGAAACUCUAGGUUGUGUGAAUAUCAUCUGUUCAGACAAAACUGGGACUCUGACCAAGAACGAGAUGACAGUCACCUCUGUAGUCACUGCAGAUGGCAUCAUAGCAGAGGUGACAGGAGUGGGGUACAACUCAGAAGGCAUGGUGUAUGUAGAGGGAGCUGAGGCUGACCAACACCUACAUGCAUCCAUAUGGCAGAUUGGAGAGGUUGGUUGUGUAUGCAAUAAUGCUGAGAUCAGGACAGAGCAGCUCCUUGGGCAGCCAACAGAGGGCGCUCUUAUGGCUUUUGGCAUGAAGCUGGGUCUGUUCAAAGUCCAGUCCCACUAUGAGCGGCUGGAUGAAAUCCCCUUCAGUUCGGAGAAGAAGUGGAUGGCAGUGAUGUGUGCUCCACGGAACAAGGAGGUAUUGAGUCACUCCAGGUUCAGCAGGUUACAAGUGAAGGGUUCUGAGGAAUACUUCAUGAAAGGUGCCAUUGAGCAGGUGUUACAGCAGUGUGUGACGUACAACAGUCGUGGCACAGCUAUCCCUCUCACGGAGAAACAGCUCGCAGAGUACUACCACAACGCACAGCUCAUGGGCAGGGCUGGCCUCAGAGUUCUGGGUAUGGCGAGAGGCCCCGCCCUGGGGAAGCUGACCUUCGUGGGGAUGGUCGGCAUCAUCGACCCUCCCCGCCCCGGUGUGGCAGAGUCCAUACGGACCCUACAGGGGGGAGGGGUGCACAUCAAGAUGGUGACCGGGGACUCGGAGGACACUGCAGUUGCAAUUGGUAGCAGACUGGGUCUGUGUGCCCACGGCAGCCAUGCCAUGUCAGGGGAGGAGAUAGAGAAGACUGACAUCAUGGAGCUGUCACACAGGAUACACUCAGUCUCAGUGUUCUACAGAACAAGCCCAAGACACAAACUCAAGAUUGUCAAGGCUGUCCAAGCUAACGGUGACAUCGUGUGUAUGACCGGAGAUGGUGUGAACGAUGCCGUGGCUCUGAAGACAGCUGACAUCGGUGUGGCCAUGGGGAAGGUGGGGACAGAUGUCUGUAAGGAGGCCGCAGACAUGAUCUUAGUGGAUGAUGACUUCUUCACUAUCAUGUCUGCUAUUGAAGAGGGGAAGAGCAUCUUCUACAACAUCAAAAACUUUGUCAGAUUCCAGCUCAGCACGAGUAUAGCAGCCCUGUCCCUGAUUGCCCUGUCCACCAUGAGUGGCCUGCCAAACCCACUCAAUGCCAUGCAGAUCCUCUGGAUCAACAUCAUCAUGGACGGGCCUCCUGCUCAAAGCCUGGGAGUAGAGCCUGUGGACAAGGAUGUGGUGAGGAAACCUCCACGGAGUAUCAAAGACUCCAUCAUCACCAAGUCUCUACUGGGGAACAUUCUCAUGUCAGCUAUCAUCAUUGUCAGUGGCACUCUCUGGGUCUUCCACAGAGAGAUGAUGGACAACAUCAUCACCCCAAGGGACACGACUAUGACCUUCACCUGCUUUGUGUUCUUUGACAUGUUCAAUGCCCUCAGCUCCAGAUCACAGACCAAGUCCAUUUUUAAGAUUGGCUUGUUCACAAACCGUGUGUUCCUGUAUGCUGUUGGAGGCUCCAUUAUCGGCCAGCUGUUGGUGAUCUACUUCCCACCUCUACAGAGGGUGUUCCAAACAGAGGCACUCAGAUUGGAAGAUAUUGUUCUCCUGGUGGCGCUGACUUCAACAGUCUUCAUCGCAUCAGAGGUUAAAAAGCUGAUCCAGAACAUACAGUCCAAACCAUACGACCAAGUAAAGAUAGACGAGUUUGAUUAUGUAUGACACAGCAGAAUGCUGAUGAUUGGGGCCAACGGUCUUGUUUAUAAUUAUAUUAAUGAGCAUUUUACAUUAGCUGAAAGCAGAUACCUGGAAUGAUUUCCAUCUACAUGUACUUAACUUUCAUGUACACUUAUCUAUUGUUUGUUCUAUUUGUUGUUACACAAGAGAUUGUUACAAAUUAUAGUAAAACUACACUGAAACAAAUGUCAUGACUAUUUAAUGAUUGCAAUGGCUAUUAGAUUGCACAUAGUUGAAGAUGGCUCUAAGCUUUUAAUAGUACAUGUUGUAUACAAUUUGUUUCCAGUCUGACCAAAAAUGCCUUGUACUUAUAAUAAUAUGUACCCUACACAUAUCAUUAUGUAACAUGUGGAUGUGUAGUAAUGUUUUUAUACUUACAUGUAAAUGUACUGGUUAAUUUUGUUUGAUAACAUUGAUCAGUAUGGUGAUUACAGCACAAGAUGAACGGUCACUACAUGUACUAAGUUAAAGAGAUUUACCUUAGAUUGUGUUGAGUAUUGUUUAUUCAAUGCAGCUGUUGAAAUAUGAUUUUUACUUCCGAGGAGUUUAUCAGGGUCUACAGUAACUGCAGCAAAGAUCAGCACCACAACCAUCAAAUGAACAUAUUAUAGUUCUGUGAAGUUCUAUGUAUUGAAAUAGUGAAUGUCACUAUAAUGAUAAUGUUGUGGCAGGCUGUCCAUGAUUCAGAAGUUGGCCACUUAGUGGACCAAGAAUGGCCAUAGCUAGGUGACAUCACUGUGUGUUUAUAGGACCACAACAAUUUGAAGAUUCCAGGGGGUAAAAUCAUUUUUUAUGGAUUAAAUACUAGUAGUUUAAGGCCCAAGAUCACACUGAUAAGUAAUAGUUGACUGAAAGUGGGCGGAAAAUGCUCCCACCAGCCCUCUAUUUUGAGAUUUAGAGAUGAAAUAAUCCAAAGAAGAGAUUAUAUGACAAUGUAUAUUGUAAACUGUGUUACAAACAUACAAGAGUAAGAAGUAUUGUAAAAGGUGACAUGUCAAGAUGUACCUCUAUUGAUUGAGAGUGUUUGUAAUGAUGACUAUUUCUUCAUCAGCAAAGUAAUGGACCAGAGUAGUGAGGUGUAACAAACAGAAAAAAAUGUGAUGUUUUAGAACAUUGCCAACAUCUUGUGACACAUGUAACAUUAGGAAAGGCACCAAAUAAAAGUUGUAUUCAAAAGAGUACUACUGAUACUUGAAA